AUACUUGAAUUAUCUUCGAACAUCUAUCCCCGUUCACAUUAGCAUGUGAUGAAUAAGAGGGUAGGUAGGAAGCGGGCAGUAGGCACCGAUUGUUUGACCCAAUUCUGAAACGGGAAAACCCAAUACAAAUAUCUGGUUGGAUUUUAUUGAUCCGAAUUGUGAUCGAGGAGAACCCACAAGUGUGAACUGACAUAUUUUGAGUUGGGCUUGAGCUGAAUUCGUUGAGAGAAGUUUAGUUUUUGUCUGGUUGGGUCGGGGGAUGCCUGGAUUGUGAAAAAGUUUGAAUCAUCCAAAAAAGGGGGGAGGUUGUGAUCAACAUAAAACAGGGGUAGAGGUGGGGUGUUUUGGGAGGCCGCAGUGGAUAUGGGAUUUGGUAUUGUUUGAAUAUGCAAAGUGGGUUUUGGGUGUAGGGUAAAGAAUUUGCGGAUGAAGCUCUUUUCAGAGAGCUUGAAUUUCACGGGGCCGGAGAGCAGUGGUACUAGUGAGUAUAUGCUGUUAGGGAAGCAGGUUGAAAUGGGUCCUAUUACUGCGAAGCGGAAGAGAAGUCCUAUUGCGAAGCUUUUGCUUGUGCUUGUUAUGCUGGAGGAGUUUCAGAGGAAAGAGCAGGAAGAGUGGGAUAAAACUUAUAAACUGGAGAGGGAGAUUUUUGAGAUGAAUUACAAGAGAAAAAUGAAAGCUAUGAUGGAUUACUACAAGCGUCUGCAAGACUAUUACACUGAUUUGGAUGAGAUUGAGAGGUGUAGGUUGAAGAGGGCGAGGUUUGCAGCAGCUGCUGUUGGAGCAGCUGUGUCCACUCAACAGAGUGUGCAGAGAAGACUUUGGGUGAAGGAUAGAUCUCAGGCCUGGUGGGAGCUGUGCAAUCAUCCUGAUUUUCCUGACUCUGAAUUCCACAGAUCCUUCCGAAUGAGCAGAGCUACCUUUGAUCAUAUUUGUGAAGAAUUGAAUUCAGUGGUUGCCAAGGAAGACACCAUGUUGAGAGCAGCAAUUCCAGUUAGACAGAGGGUGGCUGUUUGCAUCUGGAGGCUGGCCACAGGGGAGCCAUUGAGACUAGUGUCUAAGAGAUUUGGAUUGGGAAUAUCCACUUGCCACAAGCUAGUAUUGGAAGUCUGCGCUGCCAUCAGGGAUGUGCUUCUUCCCAAAUAUGUUGUGUGGCCUUCAGAUGAUCAAGCACAGACAUUGAUGAAAGAGUUUGAACGCAUUUCUGGUAUUCCAAAGGUUGUUGGGUCCAUGUAUACCACUCACAUUCCAAUAAUAGCUCCUAAGAUCAAUGUAGCUGCCUACUUCAAUAAGAGGCAUACUGAGAGAAACCAGAAAACAUCCUACUCCAUUACAUUGCAGGGAGUUGUGGAUAACACAGGAUGCUUUACAGAUGUGUGCAUAGGCUGGCCAGGGUCGAUGCCAGAUGACAGAGUAUUAGAAAAUUCUAUUCUUUAUCAAAGGGGAGUGAAGGGCUUGUUGGAUGGUGUAUGGGUUGUGGGUAGCUCCGGUUAUCCGCUCUUGGACUGGCUGCUUGUUCCAUAUGUUCAACAGCAUCUUACUUGGACUCAGCAUGCAUUCAACGAGAAGAUGGCAGAGAUCCAGAAAAUUGCAAAAGGUUCAUUCGGCCGGUUGAAAGGGAGGUGGCGCUGCCUUCAGAAACGCACAGAGGUAAAACUACAAGACUUACCGGCUGUUCUUGGGGCAUGUUGUGUGCUGCAUAAUGUCUGUGAGAAACAUAAUGAAGGAUUUGAUCCGGAUUUAGCAUUUGAGCUUGUUGAUGAUGAGAUGCAUCCAGAAACAUGUUUACAAUCUAGGAGUUCUAUGCAGGCAAGGGAUAAUAUUGCUCACAACCUAUUGCAUCACGCUCAUGCAGGCACAAGUUUUCUUUAGUUCAGUCAGAUAGUAUUGGGUAACCUUUUUGUGGUUUUACAAUUUCUUUUGUCAAUAUAUAACAGCACCUCGAGCUACAUUAUAAAAUCAGACCAAUCAUUUCUGCAUGUACAGUAAUCACAGAAGUCUUCUGUUUGCAUCUCGUUGCGAGUCAUCACAUAUUGUUGCUGUACCAUUUGUAACCCAGUAGAGAAUGACAACAUUACUUCAAGAUUCACAUUGUAAGGUUUCAAUGCCAAAGAUGAGGCCUUGGAAGAGAGAUUCAUUUCAUUCUUCUCAUUUUAACCUGUUACACAAAAUUCUUUUUACAGUAUGACUUCUGUUAAGUUCAGAAUUGUCCAAUUUAAGUAAUCCAAGCUUCUGAAACCAAUAUUUGUUGGUGUAGCAUUUCUGUUUUGUUCUUUGUAUUUGGGUUUUGACAACCCCAGUUGAGAAUGACAACCCAACAAUAAUAAGCUUCACUCUUUAAAGUUUUCUCUGGCAAAACUGAGGCUUUGGAAGAAAGAAGCAUCAUGUUCUUUGCAUAUUAAUGGGUACUCAAAUGUAUAAUCAAAUUGCGAAUUGAUAAGUUUGGAAUUAUCCUUUUUUAGUCCAA
Messenger RNA from Cryptomeria japonica (Japanese cedar), 2464 nucleotides. RefSeq names its product protein ALP1-like. The record is from RefSeq and is a predicted model, not a curated record. Lineage: Eukaryota; Viridiplantae; Streptophyta; Pinopsida; Cupressales; Cupressaceae. The transcript has a single exon. Bases 427 to 1869 code for a protein of 480 amino acids.